This is a messenger RNA of Arabis nemorensis, 582 nucleotides long. NCBI's taxonomy places the organism in Eukaryota, Viridiplantae, Streptophyta, Magnoliopsida, Brassicales, Brassicaceae. The record is from the annotation of a GenBank genome assembly.
AUGAAGAAAUUAAUCCGUGCAGUUCCUGGAUUAGCAGUAAUCCUUGUUGGGGACAAAAUGGACUCCUACCGUUGGAAUCGAAACAUCCGUAGUUCGUCAUUCCUCAGAAGAGGAGGUCAUAUGGAUAAGCAGAAGAUAAUGAAUGCGGUUAGUGUAGAGAAAGACGUUGAUGGAUUUCACCCGCUAAAUAUUGCGCGGCUUGAAAGAGAACUUUUAUUAGUUCCGUGUGUUCCAAAAGGAUACAUCGAGCUGUUACACGGGUACAAGUUUGAGAUCAAAGGGAAGAGAGUAGUUGUUAUUGGUAGGAGUAAAAAGUUUUGUAUACCAAUUGCUUUGUUACUGCAGGGAGAGGAUGCAACUGUUACCAUUAUCCAUUCUAAAACCUUAAACCCUCAAGAAAUUACAAGACAAGCUGAUAUCGUAAUCUCGGCUUUUGGAAAACCAAACAUGGUCAGAGGAAGCUGGAUAAAACCGGGCAGUCGUCAUCAAUGUUGGGAUCAAAGUGCUCCGCCUGGCUCUCGAUUUCGAAAGGUCGGAGACAUUUGCUAUGAGGAAGUUUGCAUCAGCCAUCACACCUCUUGA